AUGGUGGUCUUCCAAAUCGACGAAGUCACUGUCUACUUUCCCUACGACUUCAUCUACCCUGAGCAAUAUGCGUACAUUCGCGCGCUCAAGCAAACGCUGGACGCCAAGGGCCAUGCGGUCCUUGAGAUGCCCACUGGAACCGGCAAGACUGUUGCCUUGCUUUCUCUGCUGACGUCUUACCAGCUGACGCAUCCCCGCCUCGGGAAGAUUCUGUACUGCACUCGAACGGUGCCCGAGAUGGAGAAGGCGCUGCUCGAGUUGAAGGGGGUGAUUGACUACCGCAUCGAAGAGAUUCGAAAGGCGAGAGAGCGCAAGGCGCGCGAAGGCAACGGCGCCGACGCUUCUGCUCCGGAGGAAGGGAAGGCGCCUCGGCGACUCUCUGAGAGCUCCGGCAACUCGCCUGCGCCGGAGACGCAAGCCGCUGGAAAGAAACGGUCGCUCGCAGACUCCGGGAUGGGCCCCGCUCUUCAGCAGGGCGGUCCGCGAAGAACAGACCCGAGCGAAGCGCCGUACAUAGGCAAGGAUAUGGCAAGCGACGGCUACAUCCUCGGCGUCGGACUCUCUGCCCGGAGGAACAUGUGUAUCAAUCCGGCGGUGUACAACCAGCCUGAUCGCGAGAAAAUCGAUGAAGCAUGUCGACAGCUGACUGCGCCGUGGGUGCGGCAGAGCCAUCUGACGAGCUACAACCCGCCGCCUGUCUUCGCGGCUGCAGGUCUGCCCUCAGCGGAUCCCCCCGGCGAUGCGCCGGCAGUCGACAUCGAGAACCUGGCAAGCGAGGGCCCGAGAGGCGAGCGCAGCUGCGCGAGCGCCUGUGCUGGGAGCAGAGAAGAAGAAGAGCGACGCCGACGCCGCGAAGCGAUUGCGUCAAAUGAAGAGGCUGAGCCGGGGAACUACUCGCCUUCGCUGUGUGCCUGGUAUGAGAAUCUGGAUCGGUACUUUGCUCCGCAGUUCUUCCCCGCCGGCGUGUAUACGAUCGAGGAGCUGAAGGUCGCGUCCGCAAACUGGCGCCAUCCCCUGCUCGACCGAAAACUGCCCUUCUGUCCGUACUUUUUGGCGCGUCGGCUCCUCCACAUUGCAAACGUUGUCGUCUUGAAUUACCAGUACAUUCUGGACCCGAAGGUCUCCCAGGCUGCGCUGCUGACUCCGCUCCCAGACGGCAUCUCUUCCUCGCACACGGCAGGCGCUCAGUCACGAUCGACCUACACAAAUCCGUACCAGAAUCGAGGUCUGGGCCGCGGGCCGGGGACGGAGGAGGUCCAGUACGAAGGCUCCGUCGUUGUCUUUGAUGAGGCUCACAACAUCGACAACGUGUGCAUCGAAGCGCUGAGCGUCAACAUAAAUCGCUCCGUCAUGGAGGCUGCGCUGCGGAAUCUCAGUCAGCUGGCCGAAAAAAUCGAAGAAGUUAAGAAAGAGGAUGCAGAGCGCCUGCGUGAAGAAUAUGAAAAUCUCGUGCGCGGCCUCAAACGCCGGCGUGAAGCCGAAGGCGGAGAAGGAGACACCUCUUCCUCGUCUUCGUCUUCUUCCUCGUCUUCGUCUUCUUCCUCGUCUUCGUCUUCUUCCUCGUCUUCAUCUUCUUCCUCGUCUUCAUCUUCUUCCUCGCCUUCAUCUUGUUCCUCGUCAUCUUCUUCCUCGUCGUCAUCUUCGUCAUUGUCUUCAUCUUCUUCUGCUUCGGCAGAGACUGGGAAGGACAGACGGCCAGAGGAGCCGCCUGUGGAAGGCGGAGACGGGAAGGCAGAUUCAGCGUCCACGUUGCGAGGCCAAGGAGCGGAUGGGGACCAAGACGAUCCGCGAUCUGCCGAGAAACAGGCCAACCCAGGGAGAUUCGCUUUGGCAAAUGAAACGCUAGAUCUCCUUGCAAGUCCCCUCCUCCCCGAGGACGCUCUGCUGGAGCAGGCUGUGCCAGGCAGCAUCCGCAAAGCGGAACACUUUAUCGCUCUCAUGCGCCGCAUUGUCUCGUACUUGAAAUCGUACAUCAAAAUCUACGAGCUCAAGAGCGAAGGACCGCUGUCCUUCCUCCACAUGUUUGAGAAGGAAACGCACAUUGACGCCAGCCUGUUGAAGUUCUUCUACGACCGCCUGAAGAGUCUCUUCAACACACUGCAGAUCACCGAGGUCGAGUCCUACGCGCCCUUGACGCUCGUCGCCGACUUUUGCACGCUCGUCGCCACUUACUGCGAGGGCUUCAUCCUCAUCUGCGAUCCCUACCCAGAGGCAGUCGGUUUGUACGACCCUCUCCUCCAGCUCUCGUGCUUGGACGCCUCGCUGGCCAUGCAGCCUGUCCUGAAACGCUUCCAGCUUCUGUCUGCGUCCUUUGUGUUUGCAUGGCGGCCACGGCCCCUCACGCCCCAACUUCCCCAGUCCCUCAUCUUGACGUCCGGGACAAUCUCUCCGCUGGAACUCUACCCCAAACUCCUCAACUUUGUGGUAGGUCUUUUCUGCGCAUGCGUUCUCUCGGUUUUUAACGCGUGGCCUCUCUGGCGCGCGUUCACGUUGUCCCGCGCGCCCGAGAGACAGGACAGCCAAUUCCUUCGCGGGGGUAUCUUGACAGCCCGUCAUCACCGAGUCGUUCCCGAUGUCUCUGGACCGCAACUGCAUCUGUCCGUUGAUUGUCGCCCGAGGCUCCGAUCAGAUCCCUCUGACUUCCAAGUUCGAAUACCAGGCAAAGUGGCUGAGGGGAUUGACUUCGAUCGCCACUUUGGGAGAUGCGUGGUGCUCUUCGGCGUCCCGUUUCAGUACACGCUGUCUCGAGUGCUGAAAGCCCGACUCGACUUCAUACGCGAACAGUACCAAAUUCCUGACAACGAGUUCCUCACUUUCGACGCUAUGCGACAGGCUGCUCAAUGUGUCGGACGCGUCAUCCGGAGCAAAAACGAUUACGGGCUUAUGAUCUUCGCGGACGCGCGGUAUAGUCGUAUUGAUAAGCGAAGUAAACUGCCACCGUGGAUUCUCAAGCACCUGGACAACGCUCAUCUCGCCCUGAAUACGGAAACCGCGAUAAGCGUGGCGCGGACCUUCUUGCGCCACAUGUCUCAACCACCCCCUCCUCCCUCCGCGUCCCGACUUGACGCUCGCCAGUUACAACAGCCGCAGCAACAACAGUGUUGGGAACUCGUCAGGCGGUCGUUGCACCUCAGCGGGACCUCCUCUAUGCUCCCCCAACCCAAAGAAGCCGGAAACGUCACUCCUGCGGGAGCGAAGACGGAUAACGAAAGAAAAGAGCCGCCCAUCGGCGACGGCCACUAG
Neospora caninum is the source of this 3243-nucleotide messenger RNA. RefSeq lists its product as hypothetical. Gene Ontology annotation, biological process: transcription by RNA polymerase II; nucleotide-excision repair; positive regulation of mitotic recombination. Lineage: Eukaryota; Apicomplexa; Conoidasida; Eucoccidiorida; Sarcocystidae. Gene Ontology annotation, cellular component: nucleus. The record is from RefSeq and is a predicted model, not a curated record. Bases 1 to 3243 code for a protein of 1080 amino acids. The transcript has 18 exons. Gene Ontology annotation, molecular function: DNA helicase activity; ATP binding; damaged DNA binding.